This is a messenger RNA of Physeter macrocephalus (sperm whale), 9289 nucleotides long. It is a transcript of the gene EMSY, whose product is annotated as EMSY transcriptional repressor, BRCA2 interacting. NCBI's taxonomy places the organism in Eukaryota, Metazoa, Chordata, Mammalia, Artiodactyla, Physeteridae. Bases 142 to 4071 code for a protein of 1309 amino acids. Gene Ontology annotation, biological process: regulation of DNA-templated transcription. The transcript is spliced from 22 exons. Gene Ontology annotation, cellular component: nucleoplasm. The record is from RefSeq and is a predicted model, not a curated record.
CGCCAUCUUGCCCCUUCUGAGGCACAGCAAACAAACCCAAUUCCUGGUGUCCCCUAGUCUUGGUGGAGGAUCCUUUUAGAUGAGCCCAGAAAGGCCGGGCAGGGAAGACAAGCUCUUUGGGGCUACCAAAAAGAAGCAGCAAUGCCUGUUGUGUGGCCAACACUUUUGGAUCUCAGCAGGGAUGAAUGCAAAAGGAUUCUUCGAAAAUUGGAAUUGGAGGCAUAUGCUGGAGUUAUCAGUGCACUUCGGGCACAGGGAGAUCUCACCAAGGAAAAGAAAGAUCUUCUUGGAGAACUCUCAAAAGUUCUUAGCAUCUCAACAGAGCGCCACCGUGCUGAAGUUCGGAGAGCAGUAAACGAUGAACGGUUAACAACAAUUGCACAUAAAAUGAAUUUAUCCUUAUAUUUGGGUGAAAGACCAAGUUACAGUAUGUCUGGACCUAAUAGCUCUUCAGAAUGGUCCAUUGAAGGUCGUCGAUUGGUACCCCUGAUGCCUCGGCUGGUUCCCCAAACUGCCUUCACUGUAACAGCUAAUGCUGUUGCCAAUGCAGCUAUCCAGCACAAUGCAUCUCUUCCAGUGCCUGCAGAAACAGGAAGCAAGGAAGUAGUGGUUUGUUAUUCCUACACAAGUACCACGUCAACCCCAACCUCUACCCCUGUUCCAAGUGGCAGCAUAGCAACGGUUAAGUCUCCAAGACCUGCCAGUCCUGCCUCCAAUGUAGUUGUCUUGCCAAGUGGAAGUACUGUUUAUGUCAAAAGUGUUAGCUGUUCAGAUGAAGAUGAAAAACCCAGAAAACGAAGGCGAACAAACUCUUCUAGCUCCUCCCCCGUUGUCCUAAAGGAAGUUCCAAAGGCUGUUGUUCCAGUCUCAAAGACGAUCACUGUACCUGUGAGUGGCAGUCCUAAGAUGAGCAACAUCAUGCAGAGCAUUGCCAACUCCUUACCACCCCACAUGUCUCCUGUGAAAAUAACCUUCACUAAACCAUCAACACAGACAACAAACACAACAACACAGAAGGUUAUUAUAGUGACCACAUCACCAAGUUCAACCUUCGUGCCCAACAUUCUCUCCAAAUCCCAUAACUAUGCAGCAGUCACUAAGCUUGUACCAACUUCAGUCAUUGCUUCCACAACCCAGAAGCCACCAGUGGUUAUAACUGCUUCACAGUCCUCUCUGGUCAGUAGUAGCAGCAGUGGCAGCAGCAGUUCUACACCAUCACCUAUUCCUAAUACAGUUGCAGUAACAGCUGUGGUUUCUUCCACACCAUCUGUGGUCAUGUCAACAGUAGCACAAGGUGUAUCUACAUCAGCAAUCAAAAUGGCAUCAACCAGACUUCCUUCUCCCAAAAGCUUAGUGGGUGCCCCAACUCAGAUUCUUGCACAGUUUCCUAAACAGCAUCAACAGUCUCCUAAGCAGCAGUUACAUCAAGUACAGCAACAGACACAGCAACAGGUGGCCCAGCCUUCUCCAGUAUCUCAUCAGCAACAGCCUCAGCAGUCUCCUUUGCCACCUGGUAUCAAGCCUACCAUUCAAAUCAAACAGGAGUCAGGUGUUAAAAUCAUCACACAACAAGUUCAACCAAGUAAAAUCUUACCCAAACCAGUGACAGCAACUCUGCCCACCAGUAGCAAUUCCCCAAUUAUGGUGGUUAGCAGUAAUGGUGCAAUUAUGACAACUAAACUUGUAACCACUCCUACUGGCACACAGGCAACCUAUACUCGGCCAACAGUGAGCCCAUCUAUAGGUCGGAUGGCUGCAACCCCUGGAGCUGCAACAUACGUGAAAACUACCAGUGGUAGCAUUAUUACAGUAGUACCCAAAUCAUUAGCUACCUUGGGGGGCAAGAUAAUUAGCAGUAAUAUAGUUUCUGGAACGACUACCAAAAUCACUACAAUCCCAAUGACUUCCAAGCCCAAUGUGAUUGUUGUGCAAAAGACUACAGGAAAAGGAACCACCAUUCAAGGCCUCCCGGGCAAAAACGUUGUCACAACAUUACUUAAUGCUGGAGGAGAAAAGACUAUUCAGACGGUGCCAACAGGAGCAAAACCAGCUAUUAUCACUGCUACAAGACCCAUCACCAAAAUGAUUGUAACUCAGCCAAAAGGAAUAGGUUCUACAGUUCAACCAGCAGCUAAAAUCAUCCCAACAAAAAUUGUUUAUGGGCAGCAAGGGAAAACACAGGUUCUUAUUAAACCUAAACCAGUGACGUUUCAAGCUACAGUUGUUAGUGAGCAAACAAGGCAGCUGGUCACGGAAACAUUACAGCAAGCAUCCAGGGUGGCAGAGGCUGGUAAUUCAUCUAUUCAGGAGGGAAAAGAAGAACCACAGAGUUAUACAGAUAGUAGUUCCUCUUCUACGGAGUCCUCCCAAAGUUCCCAAGAUUCCCAGCCUGUAGUUCAUGUAAUUGCUUCCCGGCGUCAGGAUUGGUCAGAACAUGAGAUUGCAAUGGAGACUAGCCCCACCAUAAUUUAUCAGGAUGUAUCCAGUGAAUCACAAUCAGCUACUUCAACAAUCAAAGCUCUGUUAGAACUCCAACAGACAACAGUAAAGGAAAAAUUGGAAUCUAAACCAAGACAACCCACUAUUGACUUGAGUCAAAUGGCAGUGCCUAUUCAGAUGACCCAGGAAAAGAGACAUUCUCCUGAGAGUCCAUCAAUUGCUGUGGUAGAGUCCGAACUAGUUGCUGAAUACAUCACUACUGAACGCACUGAUGAGGGGACAGAGGUUGCUUUUCCCCUUCUAGAUGCUGUGGUGAUUUCUGGAGAAAUAUCAUCACCUCCUCUAUUUUCAGUCAGCCAUCGCUCCCAGCCCCAACAGCCCUCCCAGCCUCAGCGGACCCUCCUCCAGCACGUGGCUCAGUCACAGACCGCAACACAGACUUCGGUGGUGGUGAAGUCCAUCCCAGCAUCUUCCCCUGGAGCAAUCACCCACAUCAUGCAGCAGGCAUUAAGCAGUCACACUGCUUUUACCAAACACAGCGAGGAACUUGGAACUGAGGAGGGCGAGGUUGAAGAGAUGGACACUUUAGACCCUCAGACAGGUCUGUUUUAUCGAUCUGCCCUGACUCAGUCACAGUCAGCUAAACAGCAGAAACUUAGCCAGCCACAGCUGGAACAGACUCAGCUGCAAGUGAAAACUCUGCAGUGCUUCCAGACUAAACAGAAGCAGACCAUCCACCUGCAGGCAGACCAGCUCCAGCACAAACUCCCGCAAAUGCCCCAGCUUUCCAUCAGGCAUCAAAAACUCACCCCUCUCCAGCAAGAACAAGCACAGCCCAAGCCAGAUGUACAGCACACACAGCAUCCCAUGGUGGCCAAAGACAGGCAGCUUCCUACCUUAAUGGCACAGCCCCCACAAACUGUAGUACAGGUGCUUGCAGUGAAAACCACGCAGCAGCUCCCCAAACUGCAGCAGGCUCCGAACCAACCAAAAAUCUACGUGCAGCCCCAAACCCCCCAGAGCCAAAUGCCGCUCCCAGCCUCGUCAGAGAAACAGCCGGCAAGCCAGGUGGAGCAGCCAGUUAUAACCCAAGGAUCCUCUGUUACAAAGAUAACUUUUGAGGGGCGCCAGCCUCCCACAGUUACAAAGAUAACUGGUGGCAGUUCUGUGCCUAAGUUGACAUCACCAGUUACAAGCAUAUCUCCCAUUCAGGCCUCUGAGAAGACAGCAGUGUCAGACAUUUUGAAAAUGUCUUUGAUGGAAGCUCAGAUUGAUACAAAUGUAGAGCAUAUGGUAGUGGAUCCCCCAAAGAAGGCUCUUGCCACUAGUAUGCUCACUGGUGAAGCAGGAUCAUUAUCCUCCACCCAUGUGGUGGUGGCAGGGAUGGCGAAUUCCACUCCCCAGCAACAGAAAUGUAGAGAGUCCUGUUCAAGUCCAUCUGCUGUUGGCCCUCCCCUAACGACAAGGAAAAUCGAUGCACCAGGAGUGCCUACGACAGGCCAGUUCAUGCGUAUUCAGAAUGUAGGCCAAAAGAAAGCUGAAGAGAGCCCAGCAGAAAUUAUCAUCCAGAAACUGUUUUCCUUUUCAUGUGUGGUCACUGAAGUCUGUAUUCCUCAGCAUGUAUUCAAUUAGUGUUUGACAGAGAGUUCCUUGAACCCCAGGAGCUAAGCAAACACACACACACACACACACACACACACACACACACACGCACACCUCCUUGUAUUUGCAGAUUGGCUUUGUGCUGUGGCCCUUCAACACUUACCCAGACUUCCACUGAGCUUAGAGACCAUCCUGAGGUGAAAGCUUGAGGUCUUCUCAGUUUUUUUUUCCUAAGUAUAUGCAUGGCUUUCUAAAUUUCUCCUUAUAUACAGGUGCUUUUGAAUGCCCUAAUUUAAAAAAACAAAACAAAACAAAACAACAACAAAAAACCACACACACAAAAAAACACUUCCCCAGCUUUUCUUCCUAGUCCUUAGGUGGUUUAUUGAUGUCUCAACCAUAAUCUUUUGCUUCAGGUGUCUGCAGGUUGUUUGUCAGCCUUACCAUGUUUUCAACCAAUAUAUGCUGCUUUUUCAGCCUGAGUGAGUUCUGAUUUAAGUGAGACAGCAAUGAGUGCCUUGCAUAGGUCCUUCAGAUAGCCCUGAGGCAGGUUAGAACAGAUGUACACAAUAAUUUGCAAAUAAGAUUUGCUGUGCUCCUUCCAGAACCAGGAACCAGGGUCCUACACUGAUAACAUGGACAUCUUUAAGACUACUGCCAAGCCCGGGAGAGGAUAGGAUGAAGGCUAGUAAAAUGCCAUAAAGCUUUCCUAUGUUUUUUUUCUGUCUCAUUUUUUUUAUUGUGGUAAAAUAUACAUAACAUAAAAUUUACCAUUUUAACCAUUUUAAGUGCAUAGUUCAUUGGCAUUAUGUACACUCAGAUUGUUGUGCAACCAUUACCACUAUCAGUCUCCAGAACUUUUUCCUCACCCCCAACUGAAACUCAGUACCCAUUAUAUAAUAACUCCUAUUCCUGCCCGCCCCCCAGCCCCUAGUGACCAUCCUACACUUUUCAAGUUGCCUUUUGCUUGAUUCAGCAUUUGGUUAUUGCUGUAAACCUUUGACUAUAUUCCAGAGUCUGACAAAGUUGGUUCUGACAGUUUCUGCUUGUUUUUCAAUGUUUCUGUGGGACGAUGGGAGCUUGGAGCUGAUUACUCCAUUUUGCUGGCAUCAUUAUCAACACAAGAUUUUGUCAUGAGCUAUUUGGAAGAGUGGAAUAGCCAUUAACUGAAGUAGGAAAGACUGUGGGAAGAUAUAAUUUUUAAAAAAUUAAGUUUCAUUGGAGUAUAGUUGCUUUACAAUGUUGUGAAGAUCUAAUUUUGAAGGAGAAUAUCAAAGGCUCAGUUUAGGAUAAAUUAAAUUCAAGAUACCUGCUAGACGUCAAGUGGAAAAGUCAAGUAGAUAGGUAGGGAAGAAAAGAGGUCCAAGGGCUGAUCCCUGGGCAGUCUAGCACACAGGGGUCAGGAAGAUGAGGCAGAACCAGAAAGGAGACUGAGAAGGAGUAGCCAGAAGGAUGGGAGGUAAAGCUGGAGAUUGAGGUGGUAGUAUCUUGGAAACAGCUAAAGAAAGCUGCUAAGUCAAAUAAAAUGAGAACUCACAGCGUUAGCCAUGUGAAGUCAUUGGUGACUUUGGGAAGAGCAGUUAUGGUGGAGAUAGGGACAAAAGCUAGAGGAGAAUGUGAGGAGGAAACUGGUGACUGAGAAUAUAGAUAAUUCAAUGAGUUGCUCUAAAGGGGAGCAAUUUCUAGAAAGGCAAGUGGGGUCAAGAAGUUUGUUUUUUAUUUUAGUUUUGUAACUUAAGGAAAUGGGAUUCCUGAUGGGAUCCGAUGGAGAGGAGAAAGUUUAUAAUGCAGGAGAGGAGAAUUGCUCGUGCACUGUUCUUUAUUGUUUUUUUAUAAUAUAAAUUUAUUUGUUUUAUUUAUUUAUUUUUGUCUGCGUUGGGUCUAAGGCUGUGCGCAGGCUUUCUUAUUUGCGGAGAGCGGAGGCUACCUUUCUUUGCGGUGCGCGGGCUUCUCAUUGCGGUGAGCGGGCUUCGCAUUGCGGUGGCUUCUCUUGUUGUGGAGCACGGGCUCUAGGUGCGUGGGUUUCAGUAGUUGUGACUCGCGGGCUCUAGAGUGCAGGCUCAGUAGUGGUGCACGGGCUUAGUUGCUCUGUGGCAUGUGGGAUCUUCCCAGACCAGGGCUCGAACCCAUGUCCCCAGCAUUGGCAGGCAGAUUCUUAACCACUGCACCACCAUGGAAGCCCUCGUGCACUGUUCUUGAAUAGUGGGAAGGGAAGGGAUUUGCGGACAUGCUGGGUUCAUCCAUUACAACAGAAGAGAAAGAAGAUAUUCAGGAACAGAAGCAGGUAGGUGGGUAGAUAACAUUUGCUUCAAUUUUCUGUUGAGUCUCAAAUCCAUAUUUACAAUAUUAUCUCUUCCCUGAGCCAAAACCAACUGUCUUGAGACAUCCCCAGCUGGAUUUCCUAUAAGUACUUCAGCCUCAAGUUGUCCCAAACCAAGAAAGAUCAACUCCUUUUCUUCUAAUUCUUGGUUUCAUUAGCGACACCAGAGCUGAUGCUGGAAGGAGGGUAGACAUCUUCCAUGGGCAAGAGGGUAGGAGAAUGGAAUAGGCAGAUAACCCAAAGAUGGGGUGGGAAAUUGGGCUUGAGUGUGGAGUGACUAGGGAGCAGUGAGCUGAGAGCAGUCCCCUGGAGGCUGUUACACACCCAGAGGCCAACAAAGCAUUCUGCCAGGGUCUCAUGGAGUUAUCCAUGGUUUGUUACAUGAUCGAAAGGGCUAUUUAUCUUUAGUUUUUCUUCAUAGCAUUAAAUUGUUAUCCUGCUGGAAAAAGAACCCUGACAAGCUCUUUCACCUCCUGGGCCUUGUGUUCCUACUACACCGCACUUAUCCCUGAUUACUGACCAAAUCCCUUCUCACCCUGCAUCUCCAAGGUCACUUCCAGAGAUACUUUCCCAAACCUUUUCCCCCUGAGCCUCUCAUAUAUAUCUCCAUUAUAGCUCUUCUAUAUUUUCAUUAUGGCUCCCAAUUUUUGCUCCAUGAAAGUUUUGCUCUGAGAGUUGGAUUCCUCUUCAUGUCCCUAGAAUAGGACCUGGCGUGGAUGAGGCAUCAACAAAUUUGUUGAUUGGCUGUAUAACAAAAACUCAGACCAUUCUGGUCCUGGGGCUCUGCCCACAGUUGCACAAAUGCUUAUUAACAUUAAAAUGCACAAGUAAAUCCCAGAAAUAACAUCCUUAUUGCAGGCUGUUUUUGGAUGAGGAUGUUAUUGUUGUGAGAUAUUUGUGUAUCAGCCACUCUGGACUCAGAGCACAGUGCCCAUCUCUGCUGUCAUUUGUUCUGUCACUUCAAAGUGCAGGAAAACCAUGGGUGGUGAUUUUAGAAUCUUAUUCAGAACCCUCAGGGAAUGAGUCAUUUCAUAGUGACGACUUUUCCGGAUUGCCACAGUUCAAAUAAAUUAAGCAACAGGACAUUGUUGUUGUUGUUGUUAAUUUUAACCUCUUUAGAAGGUAAAUUUCAGAAAUACAUUAUCCUACCAUCCUGAACAUGAUUCUGCCAUCUCUUGUUUCUUCAGAAUCAUUAUUAUGAACAUAGUUAUAAUUUUUCAGCUCUGCAAUGAGAAUACACAGCCUUGCUAAAGGAGUAAGAGGGGGACAUAAUUCAGUCUCAGUCUCUCCCUGGAGCAGAUCCAGACCAGAGCCCAAAAUCUAAGGUGGAGGCAGCUGAGCUGCCCCAGAAGUCAGAGGGGUAAGUGAGGGAACAGAGUCAGGCCCUGACCUGAGCACAGGACCAGUGAGUCUCCUGCUUCUUUGUGCAUUUGAACUACGUGGAGAUUUGUUAAAAAGCAGAUUCUGUUUCAGUAGAUUUGGGUUCAGUUCUGGGCUGGUAUCUGAAUUCUGCAUUUUUAACAAGAUCUCAGAUGAUGCCAGUGCUGCUGAACCACAGACCACACUUUCAAUAUCAAGUCUUUUGUUGACCUACCAGAGGUCUGCUUGUGAUUUUGUGUGGGUUUUCUUUAGCGAGUCUUUCUGUGGGGCAUCUUACAAGUACCAGGUGGCCUCUGGCAGUAUGCACACAGUGCUCUAAGUUUAUGGAGUGCUCUCACGUGCCCUGUUUCCCUUCUUUCUCACAAUAGUCCUGGGAGGUAAGUUAGCACCAUUUUACUGACUGGGAAACCAGUUCCUGGCAUCUCACAGAUCACGAAAGGGAAGAACCAGGGCUCAUGGCUCCACAUUUAGUACUCUUUCCACUGCUUCUUGCUCCCUCCGCCACAUCUGUGCUGUGUGCCUUACACAGCUCUAUGGACUCAGUGCCGUGGGGAUGCUCUGAAGAAGAUGGUUGCAUGUGCACACACACGUGUGUGCCUGUAUUAAAAUCAAGGGCUGAUCAACAGCUGUAGCACCCGGGCCUGUGCAGUCUCACUUAGGACACCCCAACUGAGAGUGACAUUUCCUCACCCCUCAAAUCUCCCCCUCAGACAAUGACCUUGCCUCAUACUGUACAGACUAAACCCUGGACUCACAAGCGGCAGUGACCAUCUGCAGCGUACGCUGAGAUGCUGUUGGUGCCCCACUCAUCUCCCCUUUAAGCGUUUCCAUUUCAGGGUUGGCUGGCUGGACUCCAUCUCCCAGCUUUGGCCUCUCCCUCCGCCCAAGGGCUUUCUCUGGCACAGGGACCUGUUGUGCCCCAUGCAGGUGCUGAAAUGCUGGGAAAUUUAUGGCCCUGCAGUCAACCAGGGACCAAUGGGAGCUGAUAACAAAAUAACCCAGCUCUCUCGCCUCUUAAUUUGGGAUAACUCGGAGGCAUUUUCCCCACACUAAGCUCCAGUUACCCACAGUGGUAACCUGCUUGGUUAUGUUGCCUUUAUUUGCUGCUUUCCCCUCCCUGCCUCACUUCCCCACUCCUGUAAUAGUGUUUCCAGGGAUCCCCUCUUAAAGAAUGACUUACACGCAACUCUUUGUCUCAUGGUCUGCUGGGGGAACCCAAAUUAAGACACUUCUCCCAACCACUAUUCCUACUGAUCUACUUACAGCUGGACCCACAUGCCUGCCUUCCCUCUAGUCAUAAUGGAGAAAGUAUUCCAGUUUCUUAGUAAGAUUACACCCUCUCCCAGGGAUCUGGAUGACAUCCUCCUGCUUCUUAAGGAUUUCCGUCCUUCAAUUAUCUCCUUUCUCUGCAGCACCAUCUCUCUCUCUCCCUCUCUCCCUCUCUCCCUUUCCUAGAUCAUUCCAACCUACAAACAUGCCUCAAUAGGACCCCUCAGGCCACGGUCUUCUGAUUCUGGCCAAAAUGGAAUAACAAGGACUAGAUUUCUC